This is a messenger RNA of Sciurus carolinensis (gray squirrel), 3317 nucleotides long. It is a transcript of the gene Tbx3, whose product is annotated as T-box transcription factor 3. NCBI's taxonomy places the organism in Eukaryota, Metazoa, Chordata, Mammalia, Rodentia, Sciuridae. Gene Ontology annotation, biological process: cardiac chamber development; positive regulation of cell population proliferation; cell fate specification. Gene Ontology annotation, cellular component: nucleus. The record is from RefSeq and is a predicted model, not a curated record. Gene Ontology annotation, molecular function: RNA polymerase II cis-regulatory region sequence-specific DNA binding; DNA-binding transcription factor activity, RNA polymerase II-specific. The transcript has 8 exons. The coding region runs from base 98 to 2332 and encodes 744 amino acids.
UUUUUAAAAACUAUGUGGUGUUGUUGAACCCAAAGCAUCAAAACAACAACAACCAAAAGCCAGGCAGCCGCUGCGGACUUGUCCCCGCCUGGAGUGGAUGAGCCUAUCCAUGAGAGAUCCGGUCAUUCCUGGGACAAGCAUGGCCUACCAUCCGUUCCUACCUCACCGGGCGCCGGACUUCGCCAUGAGCGCGGUGCUGGGUCACCAGCCGCCCUUCUUCCCCGCGCUGACGCUGCCUCCCAACGGCGCCGCGGCGCUCUCGCUGCCCGGCGCCCUGGCCAAGCCGAUCAUGGAUCAAUUGGUGGGGGCGGCCGAGACCGGCAUCCCUUUCUCGUCCCUGGGGCCCCAAGCGCAUCUGAGGCCUCUGAAGACCAUCGAGCCCGAAGAAGAGGUGGAGGACGAUCCGAAGGUGCACCUGGAGGCUAAAGAACUUUGGGAUCAGUUCCACAAGCGGGGCACCGAGAUGGUCAUUACCAAGUCCGGAAGGCGAAUGUUUCCUCCAUUUAAAGUGAGAUGUUCUGGGCUGGAUAAAAAGGCCAAAUAUAUUUUGUUGAUGGACAUUAUAGCUGCUGAUGACUGUCGAUAUAAAUUUCACAAUUCUCGGUGGAUGGUGGCGGGUAAGGCUGACCCUGAAAUGCCAAAGAGAAUGUACAUUCACCCCGACAGCCCGGCUACCGGGGAACAGUGGAUGUCCAAAGUUGUCACUUUCCACAAACUGAAACUCACCAACAACAUUUCGGACAAACACGGAUUUACUUUGGCCUUCCCAAGUGAUCACGCAACGUGGCAGGGGAAUUAUAGUUUUGGGACUCAGACCAUUCUGAACUCCAUGCACAAAUACCAGCCCCGGUUCCACAUUGUAAGAGCCAAUGACAUCUUGAAACUCCCUUAUAGUACAUUUCGGACAUACUUGUUCCCCGAAACUGAAUUCAUCGCUGUGACCGCAUACCAGAAUGAUAAGAUAACUCAGUUAAAAAUAGACAACAACCCCUUUGCAAAAGGUUUUCGGGACACUGGAAAUGGCAGGAGAGAAAAAAGAAAGCAGCUCACCCUGCAGUCCAUGCGGGUGUUCGAUGAGAGACACAAGAAGGAGAACGGGACCUCAGAUGAGUCCUCGAGCGAGCAGGCGGCCUUCAACUGCUUCACACAGGCCUCCUCGCCGGCAGUGUCCACUGUAGGGACAUCGAACCUCAAAGAUCUGUGUCCCAGCGAGGCUGAGAGUGACGCGGAGGCCGAGAGCAAGGAAGAGCACGGCCCGGAGGCCUGCGACGCGGCCAAGAUCACCACCACCACGUCGGAGGAGCCGUGCCGCGACAAGGGCAGCCCGGCGAUCAAGGCUCACCUCUUUGCGGCCGAGCCAGGCGGCCGAUCCCGGGACAGCGGGCGGCUGGACAAGGCGUCGCCGGACUCGCGCCAUAGCCCGGCCACCAUCUCGUCCAGCACCCGCGGUCUGGGCGCCGAGGAGCGCCGGAGCCCGGGGCGCGAGGGCGCGGCCACGGCCAAGGUCGAGGAGGCGCGCGCGCUGCCGGGCAAGGAGGCGUUCACGCCGCUCACGGUGCAGACAGACGCGGCCGCGCACCUGGCCCAGGGCCCCCUGCCCGGCCUCGGCUUCGCGCCGGGCCUGGCUGGCCAGCAGUUCUUCAACGGGCACCCACUGUUCCUGCACCCCGGCCAGUUCGCCAUGGGGGGCGCCUUCUCCAGCAUGGCCGCGGGCAUGGGGCCCCUGCUGGCCACGGUGUCCGGGGCCUCCACCGGCGUCUCGGGCCUGGAUUCCACCGCCAUGGCCUCUGCCGCCGCAGCGCAGGGACUGUCUGGGGCGUCCGCGGCCACCCUGCCCUUCCACCUCCAACAGCACGUCCUGGCCUCUCAGGGCCUGGCCAUGUCGCCUUUCGGAAGCCUGUUCCCCUACCCCUACACGUACAUGGCCGCGGCGGCGGCUGCCUCCUCGGCGGCGGCCUCCAGCUCGGUGCACCGCCACCCGUUCCUCAGUCUGAACAGCAUGCGCCCGCGGCUGCGCUACAGCCCCUACUCCAUCCCGGUGCCGGUCCCCGACAGCAGCAGCCUGCUGGCCACCGCGCUGCCGUCCAUGGCGCCGGCCGCGGGGCCCCUGGACGGCAAGGCCUCCGCCCUGGCCUCCAGCCCCGCCUCGGUGGCCGUGGACUCCGGCUCGGAACUGAACAGCCGCUCCUCCACGCUCUCUUCCAGCUCUGUGUCCUUGUCGCCCAAACUCUGCUCCGAGAAGGAGGCGGCCACCAGCGAACUGCAGAGUAUCCAGCGAUUGGUCAGCGGCUUGGAAGCCAAGCCCGACAGGUCCCGCAGCGCGUCCCCCUAGACCCCUCCCAGGAAAGUCUCUUCAUUCCAGUUCAGUCAAAUCUGCAGUGCACUUUGUUGGAUGUAAACGAAACCACGGGGCCGUGGGGUUACCCGCUUCCUUUUGCAGUCCUGUCUGGGAAGGGGCGCUGGACUCCCUGGAGAGAAUGUUCUAGAGACAGGCCCUGUCUUCUUGGCAUGGUUUAUAUAUCCCGGAUCUGGCUCAGAUUCUGGGGGCUCAGAAACCACUGUUGCAUUGAGCGAUCCGGGUGGGAGUGAAGCAUUUGUGUCCAGAGCGACUUCCAUCCAGAGUGGUCUGGAAGCUGUGGCCGAAGAAAGAGGUAGCUGAGCCCUCCAGGGGGGAGAGGUGUUGAAAGGCAUUUCCCUCCAUGUGGAUUUAUAUAUAUAUAUAUUUUUUCCUUCACCGUGUCAAGUGGAAACAAAUAAAAUUUUUUAAAAAAACCGGGGGCAAAUGAAUACAUUAACAUGAUUGUUUGUGAAGAUCGGAAACUUUAUAGGGACUUGCAUAUCCGUUCUCAAGAAAUUACUGAACAGCAUUGUGUGGGGAGGGAAGUCCCUGCCAUUCUUGUUUAACCUAUAUUAAGGAAAUCUGUGUCUUUUUAAUAUUCUUGUGAUGUUUUAAGAGCCGCUGUAGGUCUCUUCUUGCAUGUUCCACAGUAAUAUAUUUGUGGUUUUUAUUUUGGACGCUUGCUUUUAGAGAAAACAACAGAACCCCAUCCUCCUCAACCUGUGCUCUCCUGUCAGCAACCCCAAGGAAGUGGGAUGGGGGUACAAAAACUGAAUUUAUUUCAUCUGAGCUCUGUAGCCGGAUUCACGUCCCCUUUGGCAGUUCUCUUUCCUGUAUAUGCAAUAACAAGGUUUUAAAAAAAAUAAUAAAGAAGAAGCGAGACUAUUAGACAAAGUAUUUAUGUAAUUAUUUGAUAACUCAUGUAAAUAGGUGGAAUAUGAAUGCUUGGAAAAUUAAACUUUAAUUUAUUGACAUUGUA